Molecule: messenger RNA, 2661 nt
Organism: Baudoinia panamericana UAMH 10762
Lineage: Eukaryota; Fungi; Ascomycota; Dothideomycetes; Mycosphaerellales; Teratosphaeriaceae
Exons: 3
Coding region: 188-2170 (660 amino acids)
Biological process (GO): mitochondrial glycyl-tRNA aminoacylation
Cellular component (GO): mitochondrion; cytoplasm
Molecular function (GO): glycine-tRNA ligase activity; ATP binding
Source: RefSeq, a predicted model, not a curated record
CAGCCACAAAUAUCAAGCAAAUCAAGCACUCCGAGUCAGACCUUUCCACCCACACACAGCCCGCGUCUUCAAGCGAGUACGACCACAGCCUUGCUUAGCUCCAUUACAUCGACUGUUCUCUGCGUCAGCGACAGCGCAACGCUUUCAAGUCGCAAGCAGAACCCGCAACAUAGGCGCGGCCGCCACUAUGGCCUCUGAAUACAAGACCCGCACCGGGCAGGAAUUCGAUCGGAAUGCAUUCGAGUCUCUUCUGAGGCGGAAAGUCUUUCUCUGGCAGUCAUUUGAACCGUACGGCGCAACCAAAGGCCUCUUCGACUAUGGACCGCCACUCGAGAAUCUAGAAGCUGAAGUGAUCAACAUAUGGCGGGACCACUUCAUCCGACACGAGAAGAUGAUGGCGCUCAAAUGCUCCAUGAUCACGCCUUACCAAGUCCUGAAGACGUCCGGCCACGUCGACAAGUUCGCAGACUACAUGUGCAAAGACCCCAAGACCGGCGAGAUUCUCCGCUCCGACCACCUAAUCAAGGACGUGAUCGAAGCACGCCUCAAAUCAGACAAGGAAGCACGCGGUGAGAAAGUCGAAGACGCCGAAGAAGACCCGAAAAAGAAAAAGAAGCAAUCCAAAGCCGUCAAAUCCGCCGUCAAGCUCGAUGACGCCGUCAAGCAAGAAUACGAGCACCUCCUCGCCACCCUCGACGACUGCACCGGCGACGACAUGGGCGCGCUGAUCAAAAAGCACGACAUCCGCAACCCAACCACCAACAACGAAGUCGAACCCCCCGUCUCCGUCAACCUCAUGUUCCAAACCCAAAUCGGCGCCACGGGGAAAGAACCCGCCUUCCUCCGCCCCGAAACCGCCCAAGGCCAAUUCCUCUCCUUCCAGAAACUCCUCGAGUACUCCGACAACCAACUCCCCAUGGCCUCCGCUUCGAUAGGGUACUCCUUCCGCAACGAGCUCUCCCCCCGCUCCGGCCUGCUGCGUGUGCGCGAAUUCCUCAUGGCAGAAAUCGAACACUUCGUCGACCCGGAAAGCGGCAAACGCCAUCCCAAAUUCCAUUCAGUCCGCGACGUCAAACUCCCUCUCCUCGACCGCAAGACCCAAUCCGCCGGCGGAUCAACCCCAACCGUCACGAGCAUAGGCGAAGCGGUGGACAGCAAACUCGUCGACAACGAAACUCUGGGCUACUUCCUCGUGCGCAUCAUGCAGUUCAUGCAGAAAAUCGGCAUCGAUCCGGCCAAGCUGCGUUUCCGGCAGCACAUGGCGAACGAAAUGGCGCAUUACGCCGCCGAUUGCUGGGACUGCGAGUUGUUGAACUCCUACGGCUGGAUCGAAUGUGUCGGGUGCGCGGACAGAAGUGCGUACGACUUGUCGGUUCACGAGAAGGCGACGGGGACGUUUCUGAAAGUUCGCGAGCCGCUUAAGGACCCGAAACGGGUGGAGGAGUGGACGGCGAGUUUGGACAAGAAGAAGUCGGGCCCGAAGUUGAAGAAGGAUCAGAGUAAAGUCGAAGCGGCGUUGGCGGGGUUGAGCCAGGAGAUGAGGGAGAAGAUGUCGAUUAGUAUGGAGAAGGAGGGGAAAGUUGAGGUGAGUGUGGAGGGGGUGGAGGGUGGGAAGGUGGAGUUGGGGAGGGAGAUUGUGAGUUUCGCGAAGGAGAGUCGGGUGGAGACGAUGAGGGAGUAUACUCCGAAUGUUAUUGAGCCUUCGUUUGGGGUGGGCCGGAUUCUGUAUAGUUUGAUGGAGCAUGUGUAUUGGACGCGGGAAGGGGAUGCGGCGAGAUCGGUCAUGUCCUUCCUGCCCACCCUUGCGCCGAUCAAGGUCCUCGUCGUCCCGCUCCAAAAAGACGCCCGUUUCGCCCCGUUGCUCUCGGAACUUGAGGCCCGUCUCGACGACGCACAGCUCAGUUACAAAGUCGAUCAGUCCGGUGUUUCGAUCGGGAAGCGGUAUUCGCGCAACGACGAGUUGGGCAUUCCGUUCGGUAUCACGGUUGACUACGAGAGUCUCGAAGGCAAGGGUUUCACGUUGCGUGACCGCGAUAGCACGAAGCAAGUGCGUGGGAGUUUGGAGGAGAUUCUGGAGGCGAUUGGGAAGAUGUGUAAGGGGAAGGAGGGGUGGGAGAGUGUGGAGAAGAGGUUGCCUGUGUUUGAGGGCAAGGAGGAGAAGGAGGAGUAAUGUACGACGCAGUUGAAGUGCGCUUCGCCUGGCCAUCGGGCUGCGAGUCGUAUGCGAAUGCGGCGAUUUCGGUCUACGCGUCGGUCGGGAAGGUCUCGCCACUACUGGCAUCGAGAUCGUGCAGGAUUGCGGGCUUCUGUGUCGGAGAAGCCUGAAGGACAAAAGCAAAGUGGCGCAAGCCUUUUGGUUCCGACUGCAUGCUGCUAUGCUUAAUGCUGAGGCUGAAGGGGCAGCGCGUGGGAUGGUGAUGACUGAAGCGCGGGACAGCACGCUGCUGCAUGCCAUGGCAUGGCGUAUGUGCCAGCUCAUCCCUCCCAUCGGUAACCGCGGCGUGGCUGGGAGUCGUGUCUGCGUCAUCCAGUAUCUCUCAUUGUACUUCCGCAUGGCGACAACAUCGUCACGGGCUCAAAAUCUUGUUGUGGUUAUACUGCAGUGAGACUUGUUGUUCGUCCAUCAAUUCUCGUCGUGACACUGCGAUCGAUCCACACGGC